CAUGACGGGGUGGACGUAUAUGAACGGAUGGGGAGCAUUCCUUGGGAAUGAAGGCGAUUACAGGUCAUUCGAGGCUCAAUGUUUCCCACUUUAUUCGAUCCUCCGUGCCAUCAACGUGACAACGGUGGACUACUUUAGCCUAGACAUUGAAGGAGCCGAGCUGUCAGUGUUAAAAACAAUUCCGUGGGAAGCUGUACUUAUAAAGACGCUGUCAAUUGAGGUUCGCAAUAAGACGGAUGAGAAGUUGAAGGAUUACAUGAAAUCUGUAGGAUUCCAGUUUGUACGUUUUCUUAAAAAUGGAUUUUCUCAUGAUCACAUUUAUGCCCACUCCAGCAUUACAUUAUCAAAUUAAG
Molecule: messenger RNA, 353 nt
Organism: Folsomia candida
Lineage: Eukaryota; Metazoa; Arthropoda; Collembola; Entomobryomorpha; Isotomidae
Product: protein Star-like
Exons: 2
Coding region: 2-352 (116 amino acids)
Source: RefSeq, a predicted model, not a curated record